GACUGCGAGAAAGAGUUGCAACUUUCGCACUUGCACGAGACUAAACUAGUCCCAACUAGUCCGAACUGUUACGGCCCCCCCGCAAAAUCCUAGCAAAGAAAGAAACAUACAUGUUACAUCCGGGCGCUGCUGUAACGCUCAUUCCCAACGGGAUCCAUCGUUCAGCUAGCCAUCGUCGCUUGCUCCCCUCAUGCUGGCAUGCAAAUUCUCGGCUCUUCUCCGUUGCUUAUGCCAAUCGCAGCGAGAAUGGAGACCACGCUGUCAUGCACAGUAGUCGCUAUGCACGUUGGAUCAGAUCAACUGCAUGUCGCUACGGAAUGCCCGGUGGCCUUUUCCCUAAUCUUACUAACAACACACCAAACAGUAUACCUAAUCCGGAUCGGGUGGCUUUGGUGCUUGUGCAUCGAUCGCAUCGUUGGCAAAUUAGCAAUUUACCAAGGUGCAGACGGGAUGAGCCUCCACCCCCAUCGCUGGUCCGGCCUCGUCCGUGGAUCAACUGAAACAAAGCCAUUAUCAUGGCUUGGGUUCGAAUUUCAUUUGACUUGACUUUGUCUGUGUCUAACCACUGUAACCAGUACCACCGUCGGGAUCUACCGUUGAUCAACCUCCCCAAACAUAGCUAUCUACUCGUCAAUGACACCAUGGUGGAUAUGUUAAGGUUCAAAUGUUGUGCG
Messenger RNA from Aspergillus welwitschiae, 674 nucleotides. RefSeq lists its product as uncharacterized. Lineage: Eukaryota; Fungi; Ascomycota; Eurotiomycetes; Eurotiales; Aspergillaceae. Bases 111 to 500 code for a protein of 129 amino acids. The transcript has a single exon. The record is from RefSeq and is a predicted model, not a curated record.